Aspergillus luchuensis is the source of this 1542-nucleotide messenger RNA. RefSeq names its product cytochrome P450. The record is from RefSeq and is a predicted model, not a curated record. Gene Ontology annotation, molecular function: oxidoreductase activity, acting on paired donors, with incorporation or reduction of molecular oxygen; iron ion binding; monooxygenase activity. The transcript has 5 exons. NCBI's taxonomy places the organism in Eukaryota, Fungi, Ascomycota, Eurotiomycetes, Eurotiales, Aspergillaceae. The coding region runs from base 1 to 1542 and encodes 513 amino acids.
AUGGAACUCAGUGUCAACGCCAAAGAGCAUGGCAACCCUCUCGGGCUAGGCACUUUAAUGUGCCUGCUUUCUCUCAUGCUCAUCUUUCUCCUUCAAUGGAGGGAUACAUCCGUCUCGCAGAACGGACUGCCCCUGAUUAAUGCAAGGAGACGAUUUGAAUUUAUCGACUUGCUCGCUAAGAAACGUUUCAUCACAAACGCACAGGAUCUGCUCAAAGCUGGACUGAAAAAGGCAAGUGCAUUCAACAUAGUCACCGAAAAUGGGGUCAUGAUGGUCCUGGACCCCAAAUAUGCCGACGAGAUCCGUAAUUCGAAAACACUGAGCCUCCGAAAGACUCUAAUAGAGGACAUGCAUGUCAAUGUUCCUGGGUUCGAGCAACAGAUGCAAGCUCUGGAGGAUGAUGAGAUCUUUCAGACUACUUUGAAGACAAAAUUGACCCGGAACUUGGAGGAUCUAAAUGAGAUACUGUCUCAGGAGGCAACGGUCGCAUUGCAGGAACAUUGGACUGACGAUUCCGAAUGGCAUGAAAUCCCCCUGAGCCGAACGAUGCUCAAGAUCAUCGCUCAAAUCAGCUCCCGAGUCUUUCUAGGCGAUAAGAUUUGCCACAACCCCAAAUGGUUACGGAUUUCCGUCGACUACUCCAUCGACCUAUUCCAAGCAACAUUCGAACUGCGCAUCUAUCCUCGCUUUCUGCGCCCCUUGGCGUCCAAGUUCCAGCCAUCUUGUCGAAGGCUUCGUGCCGACAUACGAGAAGCCCGAAGCAUUAUCGAGCCGGUCAUAGAGGAACGUCGAAAAGCCAAGGCCAUCGCAAAGCUGGAAGGGAGAGAUCCAGAACGUCAUGAAGAUACAAUAGAGUGGUUGGAGGACGUUGCGAAUGGAAGACAGUAUAAUCCUGUCUCUGCGCAGUUGUUGCUUUCCAGUGCGGCUGUGCACACCAGCUCCGAUAUGCUCACGCAGGUAUUAUACGAUUUAGACGGGCGGGAAGAGCUCAUUGAAGCAAUGCGAGACGAGAUCAAAUCUGUCUUCAAUAAUGGUUGGGAAAGGUCCUCGUUGGCGAAGCUAAGAUUGAUGGAUAGUGUGUUGAAGGAGAGUCAGCGCUUAAAGCCAAUCAGCAGCGUCUCCAUGCGCCGCAUGGCCGAGGCACCUGUCACCUUAUCCGACGGCACGAUCAUCCCGAAAGACUGCAAGAUCAUUGUCCCUUGCCUCCGACAAUGGGAAGAGAAAUAUUAUCCUGAACCCGAAACCUUCAUUCCCGAUCGCUUUCUCAAGCUCAGAAACGAGCCUGGCCACGAGCACACCGCAGCGUUUGCUAACUCGUCCCCGAAUCACUUGGGCUUCGGACUGGGCCGACACGCAUGUCCGGGAAGAUUCUUUGCGGCGAACGAGAUAAAAUUAGCGUUGUGCCAUAUCCUGCUGAAGUACGACUUCAAAGUUGUUGGGAAAAAGCCCGAGACGAUAGUGUUUGGGACAAUGUUGGCGGCGGAUCCGAAUGGGGUGAUUGCGGUCAGAAGGAGGCAGAGCAAGGAACAGGUUCGUCUGUAA